Messenger RNA from Chelmon rostratus (copperband butterflyfish), 1175 nucleotides. RefSeq lists its product as uncharacterized. The coding region runs from base 286 to 1143 and encodes 285 amino acids. Lineage: Eukaryota; Metazoa; Chordata; Actinopteri; Chaetodontiformes; Chaetodontidae. The transcript has 4 exons. The record is from RefSeq and is a predicted model, not a curated record.
CAAAACAGCACUCAUUCGAAUCAGUGAUUUAUUUGCAUAACAAAAGACGUCAACCACAAAACGUCACACCUCGUAAUCGUUUGGGUCUAACUUUAUCCCAAUUGCGAUCAAUGCGCGCUGUCAGUGCUAACCGUUGUGUGCGAGCCAACUGAUCUCUCGUCAGUGUUCGAUGGUGUUUACAGAGUGCAGACGACGCAACGCAAACGAGCUAGUUUUAGAGCUAGGAGAAGGAGAGAGAGAAGAAGUCCACCGGCUAUUCUUUAUUUGGAAAAACGAGAUAGAGACAUGGUGCGCACUUGUGCAUAUCCAGGCUGUACCAACAAAGAUGAGAGUGGGUCUCCUCAAACAUUCCACCGAUUCCCUUCGACGAAUGUAGCUUUGAGGAGACUUUGGCUACUUUCUCUGGGCUUGAACGUGGAGCUCACCCAACUACCGAAGAUGAGAAAGCUUCGCGUGUGCAGUGACCACUUCAGCGAGGACGACUAUCUUCCAGAAGGACAGACAAAGAAACGUAUUUUGAAGAGCACUGCUGUACCUGCACCCCAGGAUGGGCAGGAGUACACAUGUCGUCACGAACUACUCAGCCAGGAUCAACAGCGACGGAAAAAAUGGCUGAUGAAGGGAUCUGCUGCCUGGAAUGCUUUGAAGACCAUUGUGCUCGACAAAAACCUCUUGAAGGACCUCGGUCAAAUGACUUUGUUCAAACAUACAGGGGACUUGGAAGUGUUACACAGCUCAAUGCUGAAAUACGCAGAGAAGAGGCGCCAUUUCACCUAUGUCACGAUGCAGGCGAGGCUUCAACUCAGCAUCAUUGACCACAAUCACAAUGUUGGGCGUCAGCAUGACCGUACUCAAUCUGGACAAGAGAGAUAUAAUGUCUUCCAUUCACGGCAGUCAAAUCAGUGGGUUGCAAGAAGACUGUAUGAGCCAACAACACAGGAGUUCCGGAAAGAUUUGGUGGAGAAGGUCAUCCAACGACGGCUUGACACCAAUGUGAAGCUCGGAGACCCAGCUUUCCACAUACAUCCUCCAGUCAUCAUACCAGCCAACAUUGCCCCAACACCAAAGCCAAACAAGGCUGAAUUGGUUUCAGCACACAAAUCACGCUUUCAUGAGACACCUGCCACUGAGAAAGAUGACUGAGACUGUAUAUACAUAUAUUGUCAUAGAAGUGU